Molecule: messenger RNA, 4621 nt
Organism: Pocillopora verrucosa
Lineage: Eukaryota; Metazoa; Cnidaria; Anthozoa; Scleractinia; Pocilloporidae
Product: WD repeat-containing protein 35
Biological process (GO): protein localization to cilium; non-motile cilium assembly; vesicle-mediated transport
Cellular component (GO): intraciliary transport particle A; non-motile cilium
Molecular function (GO): protein binding
Source: RefSeq, a predicted model, not a curated record
UCCUGCUCAAAAAUAAAAUGGCGGCCAGGUGGUGUUGUUAUAAAUUUUCCAAUAUUGCCGGCAAAUGAAGCCAAACUUCCAUCUUUGAAUUAUUUGAAACAAUAACCUGUAAACAUGUUCAUAUAUCUGAGCAAAAAGAUUGCCAUACCGAAUAAUGUCAGACUGCGAUGCCUUGCUUGGAAUCGAGAACACGGGUACAUUGCUUGUGGAGGUGAAGAUGGAUUGCUCAAAGUUCUCAAACUGGAAACACAACCAGGAAAAGAUGCCAAAGUCAGAGGACUUGCUGCUCCAAGUAAUCUCUCUAUGAAUCAAACCCUUGAGGGACACACUGGUGCUGUGCAAGUAGUAACCUGGAAUGAACAUUUUCAAAAACUGACCACAAGCGACCAAUAUGGCCUGAUCAUUGUCUGGAUACUUUACAAAGGGUCAUGGUAUGAAGAGAUGAUCAACAACAGAAACAGAAGUGUUGUACGUGACAUGAAAUGGAAUGCAGAUGGCCAAAGAAUCUGUAUUGUUUAUGAAGAUGGGGCAGUGAUUGUUGGUUCUGUGGAUGGAAACAGGAUUUGGGGAAAGGAACUGAAAGGACUACAGCUUAAUAAUGUGGAAUGGUCCCCAGAUGGAAAAAAUAUUGUGUUUGGAAUAAGUAAUGGAGAAGUUCAAAUCUUUGAUAACACUGGAAACUUUUGUACUAAGAUGACAUUGUUUUGCUUGACCAAUGUUACUGGAGCUGUUAAGAUUGCUGGGAUUGAGUGGUAUGAUGGCCGAGAGGGAUAUGUUGAGCCUAACUGUCCUUGCCUGGCAGUGUGCUUUGAUAUUGGACGUAUGCAGAUAAUGAGACAUGAACUGGAUGAGAGUCCCAUAUUGAUUGAUACAUCAAUGUCAGUGAUGAAUAUUCAAUGGAAUAAUUGUGGGUCUGUUCUGGCUGUUGCUGGAGUGCAGCGAGCUACAGGACAGGAAAAGGAUGUUAAUGUGGUUCAGUUUUAUACUCCUUUUGGAGAGCAUCUGCGAACUCUUAAAGUACCUGGUAAACAAAUAAUGCAAGCAUGCUUUGAAGGUGGAGGAUUGCGCAUUGCCUUAGCUGUGGAUUCAUUCAUCUACUUUGCCAACAUCAGGCCUAAUUACAAAUGGGGUUUUUUCUCAAACACUGUGGUAUAUGCAUUCAACAAGCCAGACAGACAGGAACAUUGUGUGGUUUUCUGGGAUACAAAGAAUGGAGAGAAAUACGUAAAGUACGUGCGGAACUUAUUGUCAAUCACAGCCUGUGGAGAACAUUGUGUGCUGGCUACUAGGGCUGAUGACAGUAGUGGACAGCAUGUUCUUGUGUUGUGUAACGCGAUUGGUACUCCAUUAGACUCUAAGUAUAUUGAAAUAGAACCUCUUUUCGUUGCCAUGACUCGAAGUCACGUGAUAGCUUCAUCUAAGGAGGCUUUCUAUUCCUGGCAAUACCGCAGCCCAAAGAAACUCACUGCUCUGGAACUUCAGACUCACUCGAAAAGGAAGGAUGUCAGAGAAAGAAUGUUUCACAUUGACGACGUUCCGUCAGGAGCCGGGGAAGGCAUAAAAGACGCGAGCAAGGCUUUAGCGCCAACUCAUGAUCCAGUAUGUUGUAUUUCUGCUUCUGAUAAACUUCUUAUAUUGGGACGUGAAUCAGGAACCAUUCAUCGCUAUUCCUUACCAAAGCUUGCUCUGGAGAUGAAAAAUGUUCUCAACUGCCGUCCGCACCAGCUGUCACUCAACUGUACCUCAUCGCGCUUGGCAAUCAUUGAUAUUUCUGGAAUAUUAUCAUUCUUCGAUUUAGAAGUGAGAAAGACAGAUCCGCAAAAGAACGAGAAUGUGGUUGGCGAACAUUUGAAGUUUGAAAGGAAAGAUGUGUGGGACAUGAAAUGGGCUGACGAUAACGCUGAGCUGUUUGCGAUGAUGGAGAAGACGAGAAUGUACAUAUUCCGGAACCUAGACCCAGAGGAGCCGAUUUUGAGUUCUGGAUAUAUAUGUCAGUUUAACGACCUGGAGGUGAAGGCUGUGCUUUUAGACGAGAUCAUGAAGGAUCCUGACCAUCCAAACAAAGAAAGCUUGAUCGACUUAGAAGUUAAGUCCUUGAGAGAUGCACGCGAUUUGUUGGAAAAAGUCGGUAUUCCAGAUGCCUACCAGUUUAUUGAAGAUAAUCCUCAUCCCCGGCUAUGGCGUCUCCUAGCUGAAUCGUCGCUCGAAAGGCUGGAUCUUGAAGUCGCUGAGAAAGCCUUUGUUCGGUGUCAGGAUUAUCAGGGAAUCAAGUUCGUCAAGAGACUUACCAAGUUAGACAAUGAAACCAAGAAGAAAGCUGAGGUCGCUGCAUAUUUCAAGCGAUUUGAGGAGGCAGAAAGACUAUACUUAGAAAUGGACAGGAGAGAUCUUGCUGUUGACUUGAGACUGAAGCUAGGGGACUGGUUUAGAGUUGUUCAACUACUUAAGACCGGAGGGGGAGGUGGUGAUGACCAACUCCUUGAGCAGGCCUGGAACGCAAUUGGUGAUUACUACGCUGACCGGCAGAAGUGGCAGAACGCAGUCACUUAUUACGUGCAAGGAAGAAACCAGGCUCGGCUGGCGGAGUGUUACUACAUGCUGGAAGAUUAUAAUGGACUGGAAAAAAUGGUCAACACACUGCCAGAAAAUCACGUCUUGUUGACGGAGAUUGCUGGUAUGUUUUCUGCAGUUGGAAUGUGCGAGCAAGCAGUACUCGCUUUUACUAAGACGGGCAAGGUAAAGGAAGCCAUUGACUGCUGUGUUCAGCUCAACGAGUGGGAUCAAGCCAUUAGUCUGGCACAGAAGCACAAUGUUAAAGAGAUUGAUAAUUUACUCGCCAAGUACGCUUCAUACCUGCUGGAAAAGAAAAAGACUCUUGAUGCCAUUGAACUAUACCGCAAAGCAAACCACUUUAUUGAUGCUGCUAAACUCCUUUUCAAGGUUACUGCCGAAGUGUCAGAUGCCAAGACAAACCCACUUCGUGCCAAGAAAAUGUACGUUUUGGCUGCUCUGCUGGUGGAAAAUUACCAUGAACACAUUAAGAUGACAAAGAUGAGAACAGCUUCUGGAAAAGAAAAGAGAGGUGCAAUAGAGGCGACGUCAGCGCUGGCUGGUUUGCUUGAAGAGGACUCCAUUGCCACAGAUGAGAGCAAACUCAUUGACAACGCAUGGAGAGGAGCUGAGGCAUACCACUUCUUCCUCUUGGCACAAAGACAAAUGUAUGAGGGAGCAAUUGAUGCUGCAAUGAAAACGGCCCUUCACUUGUGUGACUAUGAAGAUGUCCUGGAUCCAGUAUGCAUUCACUCCCUUCUAGCACUUGUCAGUUGUGCCAACAGGGCAUUCGGGACUUGCUCUAAGGCCUUUAUAAAGUUGGAGUCAAUUGAUAGUCUGACUCAGGAACAAAAAAAAUCGUAUGAAGAGCUGGCCCUGGAAAUAUUUACAAAACACUCACCAAAGGACUCACGUGGUAACAAGGCAGAGUGCACUAGCUGCGAAACCAUGAUACCCGAUUGGAGCCAAAUCUGUCCUAACUGUGACACGAAGUUUCCAACGUGCAUUGUGAGUGGACGCCCGCUUAUGGACUAUCAGUUCUGGUUGUGUGGCACCUGCAAACACCGAGCUUACGAGCAAGAGAUCAGUGCCCUCAACCACUGCCCACUUUGCCAUGCGCAGAUCUAGUUUAUGUUGCAUCGUUACUAUAACUGAAAGACAGAGCUGAAAAACUUCUUUCGUGUUACGGAAUUUUUUUAGGGGGAAUUGCCAUACAAUGGCAUUUUGAUUCAUGUUAGCGAUUGAACAAGUUUGCAGAAAACAGCGUAAGAAAGUUGUGGCAAUUCCUCAUGGUGAAAUACGGUAAAAGAGCUCUUUUCGAUUGAGUGUCGUAAAAACCAAAACCAAGGCAAUCAUACCAGCCAAUCAUAGGAAGGGAAGUUCCACGAGGAGCCAAUGAGAGCUUAAAGUAAAAACAAGCGAACUGCCUGUAACGCGGGAAAACGCGGGCGACCAAGUCGUGAUUGAUGUUAGUUUAAGUCUGAUUGGUUGAGAAGGUGGAGCGAGUUUUCUGGACCACUCAGCAAACUGUCUGGACCAAUCACAUAACGAAAUAGUCCCGGAUUACUUUCGACGCUCAAUAGAAAAUUGCUCUGAUGAAGUAUUAGUGUUGAUCCUAACCCAGCCUGCUGUUUUGCCCCACAUUUUAAUUAUAUCUUCUCAAUGUACAUACAGUGUAAACAUUCAAAUACAUCGCCGGAGAAUAAGCAAAAAUCACUCCUUUUGGUGCACAGGUGUUGAUCGUAAUUAAACCUUUUUAAACAUAUCGUUUUUUUUGGAGUCGUAGAGAUACAUACACGGUAAAUUGUAUAGUUAAGGUAACUCUCGCUAAUUUGCGCGUAAAGGUAAAAAACGAACUUGCACUCUAGGUCGUAGCAGAGACAAAUACAUCACCCUUGCUUGGUCAGUUUUUAAUCUCGUUACUUCCCUACAGCAAGUAAUUCAAUCCUAGAAACUCAUUUUAAUAAUUAGAUUUUCCACUUGCACGCCACGGCAGCCAUUUGCUUUCAUAGAGUAACUACUUGAUACAAUUAUUUAAAGAAAGGUGGAUUAAACUUCAGUUACCUCUUCA